AUGAACUUCGCUGCUCGUCAACUACAGGAGAAGUGCCAGGAGAUAAGGAUCCACCUGUACUUCGCCUUCGUGGACCUGAAAAAAGCCUUCGACACGGUGAAUCGUGAAGGACUGUGGAAGAUCAUGCGGAAAUUCGGCUGUCCGGAGCGAUUCACUCAGAUGGUGCGUCAGCUCCAAGACGGCAUGAUGGCCCGAGUUACUGACAACGGAACAGUCUCAGAGGCAUUCGCAGUGACCAACGGAGUGAAGCAGGGCUGUGUGAUGGCACCUACUCUCUUCAGUCUUAUGUUCUCUGCCAUGCUGAUGGACGCCUACCGCGACGAACGCGCCGGGAUCCGCAUCGCCUACAGGACGGACGGUCACCUCGUGAAUCAACGACGGAUGAACUUCCAGUCACGUGUAUCCACAACCACCGUUCACGAACUUCUCUUCGCCGACGAUUGGGCCCUCAACAACACCUCGGAAGAGGGUGUGCGACGGAGGAUGGACCUCUUCUCCGCCGCCUGCGAGAACUUCAGUCUGAUCAUCAACACGCAGGACGGUGGUCAUGCAUCAACCGCCACCCAAAACAGCCCUCCCCCGAACGUGCUACCGCAAAUCCGCGUGAACAGAACCCAACUGCAAGUGGUGGAGAACUUCCCGUACCUGGACAGUACCCUCUCCAGCAGCACCAAAAUCGACGACGAAAUCGUCAGCAGGAUAUCCAAAGUCAGCCAAGCCUUCAAUCGACUCCAAAGCUCAGUUUGGAAUCGUCAAGGUCUACAACUCUGCACGAAGCUGAAGAUGCACAAGGCCGGCAUCCUGCCGAUGCUGUUGUACGGAGCGGAGACUUGGACAGUGUACACAAAGCAGGCACGCCGACCGAACCACUUCCAUCUCAGUUGUCUUCGUCGCAUCCUGAGGCUGAACUGGCAGAAUCGAAUUCCCGACAAUGAGGUACUGGAACGGACGGGAAUCCUCAGCACCUACACCAUGCUGAGACAAAUGCAUCUGCGUUGGAGCGGCCACCUGGUGCGCAUGGACGACGAGCGACUACCCAAACGAUUCUUCUACGGAGAGGUCGCGACGGCUUCUCGUCGCCAAGGGGGCUAA
This is a messenger RNA of Spirometra erinaceieuropaei, 1092 nucleotides long. The record is from the annotation of a GenBank genome assembly. Lineage: Eukaryota; Metazoa; Platyhelminthes; Cestoda; Diphyllobothriidea; Diphyllobothriidae.